GCGCGGUGCUACGGCAUGCAGCACCGGCGCCCGCGGAACGGCCUGAGCAACGGGCAGACGACUGCACCGGCCGCACCGGCCGCACCGGCAGCCGCGCCCACCGCCACGCCCACCCCCGCCGCCCUCAAGCGCAGCCCCAAAGACUUCAUCUUCGGGAAGGCCAUCGGCGAGGGAAGCUUCUCCAUGGUCUACCUUGCCAAAGAUAUACAUACCAACAAAGAGUAUGCAAUCAAAGUGUGUGAUAAGAGGCACAUAAUCCGCGAGAAAAAGACUGAAUACAUAAAGAGAGAAAAGGAAGUCCUGAAUCGCCUGGGUGCAAACCAGAGCGCUGCGGCCCCUUUCUUUGUGAAGCUCUUCUGCACGUUUCAAGAUGCAGAUAGGCUGUACUUCGUCCUGUCCUAUGCCAAAAGAGGAGAACUGUUACCAUAUAUCAAUAAAGUAGGAUCAUUUGAUAUAGAAUGUACUAGAUUUUAUGCGGCCGAAAUUCUGGUUGCACUAGGACAUUUGCAUAACUUAGGAAUAAUUCACAGGGACCUUAAACCAGAGAACAUUCUUUUAGAUGAAAAUAUGCAUAUUCUCAUCACAGACUUUGGCUCUGCAAAAAUGUUUAGUGAAGAAGAGAAAGAGUCUGAAGAAGAGAAUUCCAUGCGACAAAGGAGGAACAGUUUUGUUGGAACAGCUCAGUAUGUGUCACCUGAGUUACUAAGGGACAAGUCAGCCUCCCAUUCAUCAGAUCUGUGGGCCCUUGGCUGUAUAAUUUAUCAAAUGGUUGCUGGGCUUCCUCCAUUUUGGGCAAGAUCAGAGUAUAUCAUUUUCCAAAAAAUUUUGAAGUUGGAAUAUGAGUUUCCUGAUGGUUUCUCUCCAAGUGCCAGAGACCUUGUAGAAAAGUUAUUGGUUAUAGACCCUAAGCAAAGAUUAGGAGCAAAUGACUGCCCUGGUGAAGGGUAUCCAUCAGUACGUGCCCAUCCAUUUUUCCAAGGAAUAGACUUUAAAACACUUAGCGAAACCAAUCCUCCGCCUAUUUAUCCAUACUUGCCUGGAACAUCUCAACAUGAAGAAAUGAGAAGUCAUUACAGGGUACCUGAUCAUCUGGAGCCUGGUCUUGAUGAUAAGCAGUUAACAAGAUUACUUGGACUGGAGCUUCAAAAUAGCAGCAGUAACAGUGAACCAGAGCCUCAGAAACCCCCUGAGCCUAUUAUUCCCCCAGUGGUUCCUGAGCCCCAGAGAAAAAUUAGUCAUGAAAGAAAAAUUAGUGUCACUGCAAGGCGAAGACAUAUUUCAAUACUGGAACUGUCUCCAGAGGAAAUUGCAGAGAGAUUAGAAAAACAAAUUAGAGAAAAUCAGUGGCAUCAGUUCACAGAAAAUAAUUUAAUAAUUAAGCAAGGACUUGUUGACAAACGAAAAGGUUUGUUUGCCCGUCGAAGAAUGCUACUCCUCACCCAGGGUCCUCACAUGUACUAUGUUGAUCCCGUCAAUAUGGUACUAAAGGGUGAAAUUCCCUGGAGUCAGCAGCUUAGAGUAGAACCAAAAAAUUUCAAAAUCUUCUUUGUGCACACGCCUAAUCGAACAUAUUACCUUGAAGAUCCAGAAGGUUAUGCACUUGAAUGGUGCAAAGCAAUAGAAGAAAUGCGAAUCAAUACCUAUGGUGUAGAUUGAUAUAAGGUAUUGAGUAGCAAAACCUCCUUAGGAAAAUUUUGUUGCCAACAGUUCUCUAUGAAUAUAUUACAUAUGAUCAUUUUGGACUGUUUUCAUGAGUGAUAUUUUAUUGCAAUAGGCAAGUCAAAUCCUAUGUAUUUCUCUCAGAAGUAAUAAUCUAUUGUUUAGAUAGUUGACUUCAAAGAUAAACUUUGUGGUCCUAAUCCUGAAAAAUUUAUCAGCUGAGGUGGAGAUGAUUUCCUUAUGUACUUAUGUAGUUCUUUUUUCUGCUGUCAUGUAUACUAUAGUUUUUGUUUUUAACUGCUCUGUGUGAAUGGACAGCGUCAAGCGUGUUGCAGAAGUAAAUUAAUUGUGUGAAUGAUCUGUUUGUGAAUAUUGUGUGAAAGGGAGCAAAUUUACUAAGUACUGUGUGUCUGAAUAGACACUAAGAUAUGUAUCCUAGAGAAAUUUACUGAAUUUUGACGUGUAGUACCCUCUUGUGAGGAUAAUCAGUGAUUAUUCAUGUAUACAAGACUGCAUUGUUUAACUGCCCAGAUUAGGUAGAAGAAAUAACAUACCAAUCCUUCUCCUAGUUUGAAUGAAUCAAUAUAUUCAUGUAUUGAGCAAGAGCAGUGGUUUUGCUGCAGAGUUUGUUGCCCCUCCCUGAUUUUUAAAAGACCAAUGCAAAGUUACUAGCCAAUUGAUGUCAGUAUUAUUAAAAUAUUUUGUCAGUAAAUGUUAUUGUUAAUUUGCCAUGUAUUUGCAUUGUUGUAUGUUUAUUUAUUUCCUUCAUUGUAACUUGAUCAAUAAUUUAUUCAGGUUAAAAUUAUUAACAUAUUUGCUUAUUUUGUGCUGUUACCAUAAUAUUAGUAGCUGCUACACCUGUUUGUGUGGCUUGUAAUAAAUCAAUUAUGUAUCUGUUAUUCAUAAAGAAAAAUUUGAUUAAAUGCAUAAUUGGUAGAUGUUACAUUAUAACAGAAAAACAA
Messenger RNA from Thrips palmi, 2621 nucleotides. It is a transcript of the gene Pdk1, whose product is annotated as 3-phosphoinositide-dependent protein kinase 1. The transcript has 8 exons. Gene Ontology annotation, molecular function: protein serine/threonine kinase activity; ATP binding. The record is from RefSeq and is a predicted model, not a curated record. Gene Ontology annotation, biological process: peptidyl-serine phosphorylation; intracellular signal transduction. Lineage: Eukaryota; Metazoa; Arthropoda; Insecta; Thysanoptera; Thripidae. The coding region runs from base 16 to 1656 and encodes 546 amino acids.